AUGCACCGGCCCGCCCUUAGACUUGUCGCGCUUCUGACGUUGGUGGCAUCAGCCACUGGCGAAACUUGCUACUUCCCAGAUGGCUCGGUUGACCAGGGCGGCAUUGAAUGCCCCAAGAUUGGAGACAAUGCCGCGGUCGCGUGCUGUCGCAAGUCCAACCACUACUGCCUCGAUAACGGACUCUGUCUGGAGCCGAAUGCGUGGACGAUGUACCGGAACUCCUGCACAGACAAGAACUUUCGAGCGGCCGGGUGCCCCAAGAUUUGCCGCGAUGCUGCACUGAGUGGACACACCGGUGUCAACUACUGCUUCCAGGACGCCAUCUGGACAUGUCGCGGACGGAACGAUUGCGACAAGGGAAACUUUACGAUGCCGAGUCCUAGAGGGAGGAUGUUGAUCAACACGGCGUUGGAAUCCGAUCUCGGAAUCGCGGCGGCGACGAGCGCCGGGCCCAGCGGCACAUCCAUCGCGGUGUGCUCGACAACUUCGGAGGCCAGCAACGGAAUAUCAACUGGAGCGGCGGCAGGCAUAGGGGUUGGCGUUGGACUUCCGCUGGCUAUUGCGGUUGUGGCGCUGACGGUCUUGCUUCUGCGGGAGAAGAAGAAGUCGAGAGCCGCGGGGUUAGAUGGGAUGACGACUGCCGGAGGUUCUGAAUCGUCACCUGCGCCGGCAUGGGCUAAGCACGAAUAUCCUGGAGGCUUUGUGCAAGCGAACCGGCCUGUAUAUGGGCAGCAGCCGACAACGGAACUUCCUCCGGACCCAACGGUUCGGCAUGAGCUUCCCCAGUAG
Molecule: messenger RNA, 789 nt
Organism: Colletotrichum gloeosporioides
Lineage: Eukaryota; Fungi; Ascomycota; Sordariomycetes; Glomerellales; Glomerellaceae
Exons: 2
Coding region: 1-789 (262 amino acids)
Source: RefSeq, a predicted model, not a curated record